Sebastes umbrosus (honeycomb rockfish) is the source of this 2065-nucleotide messenger RNA. RefSeq names its product solute carrier family 52 member 3 (gene slc52a3-1). Gene Ontology annotation, biological process: riboflavin transport. The coding region runs from base 425 to 1759 and encodes 444 amino acids. The transcript is spliced from 4 exons. Gene Ontology annotation, cellular component: plasma membrane. Gene Ontology annotation, molecular function: riboflavin transmembrane transporter activity. Lineage: Eukaryota; Metazoa; Chordata; Actinopteri; Perciformes; Sebastidae. The record is from RefSeq and is a predicted model, not a curated record.
GCUUGGGCAGUCAAAAACAACUACUCCAGCACAUUUCAUUUUCCUGCUGGGCCAGGCAAAGAAUACAGCUAAAAUGUCAAGGGCACCUCAAAGUGUUUCAGCACUGACUUGACCUAAUUAAGAGGUGAGUGCAGUAAGGAAAGCUCAGCUUUUAUAGACACUGCCCUCUGUUAUCCAGUGGAGCUGAUCAACGGCUAGAGUGGACUCUGACCUACCCAGAAGCCCCAUGUGAUUCUCAUCAGUGUGUGCAUGUAACAACAGCCAAAGGAGGUCUGUCGCUAGACCUCUAUAUAAGAUGACAGCAAGUCGUAUUCAACGCCUCCAGGGACUGAAGAAACUUGUAUGACACACAACAGAGGUUGAACCAUUUAGAGGAGGCAGCCUCUUCUUCUUCAAACUUUCCUCACACUGAUCCGGCUGCACCAUGGCUCUGCUCGUCCACAUACUGGCCUGUGCCUUCGGCCUGGGCUCUUGGGUGGCGGUGAACGGUCUGUGGGUGGAACUGCCACUCAUCGUCAACACUCUCCCAGAGGGCUGGGAGCUCCCCUCCUAUCUGACGGUCAUCAUCCAGCUGGCCAACCUGGGACCUCUGCUGGUCACCAUCAUGCACAAACUGUUCCCGGGUCGUCUCAAAGAAAACGUUGUCAUUUUCUCCAUCCUCUCCAUCGGCAUCCUCUCCUGCAUCCUGCUCGUCUUCUUCUGGGACAGGACUACGGUAGUGGCCGGGGCGUCACGUAGCACCGCCUUCUUCAUCCUCACCUUCUUCCUCUCUCUGGUGGACUGCACCUCCUCAGUUACCUUCCUGCCUUUCAUGAUGCAGCUUCCAGCAAAAUACAUCACCACAUUCUUUAUUGGAGAGGGGCUGAGUGGUUUCCUUCCUGGGGUAGUCGCUCUGGGACAAAGUGUAGGCAUCGCCAAAUGUGUCAACUCGUCUCAGACUGCAGGAAACCUCACAGGCUGGUCAUCGCAUACAGAAUAUCUUCCUCCCAACUUUUCCAUAGAGGUGUUUCUCGUCCUCCUAGCUGUCAUGAUGUGCUUUAGCCUGGCUGCUUUUGUUGCGCUGAACAGGCUUCCUCGGACAUUCGAGCUGUCCACCGAAAACCUGGUGCCAGACACCGCGGCAUCUGUCGGCUCCGGCCUGGAGAACCCCGGAGCAGACACUGAUGGAGAGGCUGUAAAAAGACAGGAUGAGGGGGCAGCCCAGAGCACGCUUCUGCUGGCAGGCCCAAAACACUCUGUGUACGAGCUGACCUUCAUCUACUUUAUGGUGGUGUGGGUUAAUUGUGCAGCCAACGGGCUGCUGCCCUCGGUGCAGACGUUCUCCUGUAAGCCCUACGGGAACCUGGCCUAUCACCUCUCUGCUUCUCUGGCAUCAGUGGCUAACCCAGUGGCUUGCACCAUUGCAAUGUUCUUCCAAAACAGAUCACUGGUGUGUCUCGGCAUGCUGACGGUGCUCGGGACAGGAUUUGGCAGCUAUAACAUGGCCAUGGCAGCUAUGAGUCCGUGUCCUUUGCUUCAAGGGACUGUGUGGGGAGAGAUAAUCAUUGUGCUCUCAUGGCUCCUCUUCACUGGAACGCUGUCUUAUGUCAAAGUAAUGGUGGGUGUCAUCCUGAGGGACCGGAGCCACAGCGCCCUGGUGUGGUGCGGCGCCGCGGUACAGAUCGGCUCACUAGUCGGCUCGGUCACCAUGUUCCCGCUGGUUAACGUCUACGGGCUGUUUAAGUCAGGAGACUUCUGCAACACCAAAUGUCCUUUGUGACAGUAAAUCUGAGAACGGCAGUACUGAGGAGGCUGGAGAUGCUCUCAGUUAAAGGAACAGUUUGUGCUGAUUCAAUUUCUGGCAGAGAGUUCGAUGAAAAGAUCAAAACCACUCUCGUAUCUGUAUGUUAAGUACGCCGCUAGAGGUGGGAGUCACUUAGCUUAGCUUAUUACACGGCUUUGUUGAAUACUCGAUUCUGAUUGGUCAAUUACAGCGUGAACUCGGACUGUGGCGGACCAUUUUUGUGUCAAUUUAUUGAUUUUUUUCCCCCUUUCCUGUACGAUUAUUGAAGUAAGUAGCCGUGUA